Molecule: messenger RNA, 684 nt
Organism: Helianthus annuus (common sunflower)
Lineage: Eukaryota; Viridiplantae; Streptophyta; Magnoliopsida; Asterales; Asteraceae
Product: probable 2-oxoglutarate-dependent dioxygenase AOP1
Exons: 2
Coding region: 19-549 (176 amino acids)
Molecular function (GO): dioxygenase activity
Source: RefSeq, a predicted model, not a curated record
CUUUGUGAAUUGAAUGUAAUGACCAAGAAGAUGGUUUUCGAAAUCUUGAAUUUGGAAUUGUAUUUGAACGAACACAUCGAACUAGCAAAUUAUGUAGUUAAACUCAUGAAAUAUCGAGUGCCAGAACCAAACGAAUCCAAUCUCGGAUUGCAGGCUCAUGCAGAUGCAGGUGUAAUGACGAUUUUGCAUCAAAAUGAUGUUGAAGGAUUAGAGAUUCUGACUAAAGACAAUGAAUGGCUAAAAGUAAAGCUUUCGCCUAACUUGUUCAUAGUCAUGGCCGGGGAGACUUUAAAUGUAUGGUUGAACGGGCGGUUGCAUGUGCCACUUCAUAGGGUUGUGAUGAGAGAAAACAAGACUAGGUUUAGCCUGGCACUUUUUGAAAUACCGAAACCUGGGAACAGCUUAAAAGCCAUUGAAAAAAUGGUGGAUAAUGAUCACCCGUUACUUUUCAAUCCAUUUGACUACGAAGAGUUCAUCAAAUUCCACUUCAGUGGGGAUCCGAGCACAGAGAAGUAUGCCGUAAAGGCCUAUUGUGGUGUUUCCAACUAAAUACUCUCCACAUCAUCGAGCAAGUAUUAGUAUUACCAAAAUAUUUUCCUACUUUUCCUAGUUCAUAUGGCUGCAUGUUUCUCAACUUGCAUGUAAAGAUAGUCCAAUAAUGUAACAUCAUAUAAAUAAUCUUCA